This is a messenger RNA of Malassezia japonica, 1356 nucleotides long. RefSeq names its product cathepsin D. The record is from RefSeq and is a predicted model, not a curated record. Lineage: Eukaryota; Fungi; Basidiomycota; Malasseziomycetes; Malasseziales; Malasseziaceae. Gene Ontology annotation, biological process: proteolysis. The transcript has a single exon. The coding region runs from base 1 to 1356 and encodes 451 amino acids. Gene Ontology annotation, molecular function: aspartic-type endopeptidase activity.
AUGGCACCUAUCGGUGACCAAGGUCGCGACGAUCUCUACUACUCUCAAAUCGGUAUGGGUACACCGCAAUUGACGUAUAAUGUCGCACUUGAUACGGGUAGCUCGGAUUUCUGGAUUAUGGACACGAGUUGCACGCCUGCGGACGGUUGUGAGGCUACGACGCCCCGCUACGACGCUUCCAAGAGCUCGUCCGCCCAGUCGAGUAAUAUUUCGUAUGAAAUUCGCUAUCCUAACACCACGAUCUAUGGUAUUCUUGGAACGGAAAACGUGACGUUCGCCGGCUACGAUGUCUCGGGCCUUUCGUUUGCGCGCGCGUUGAAGCUCUAUUCGAACGACAUGUUCCCAGCUCCCAUCAGCGGGCUGAUGGGUCUAGGCUUUCAAACGCUGAACAAGAACCCCAUCACACCUUUCUGGCAAGUCAUUUCGAUCCAGGGCCAGACCAAAGACCCCGUCUUUACCGUGCAGAUCGCGGACAACUACAACGCCACGCACAACCGCACGGAUCUGACGCCUGGUGGUGUGUUUACGCUCGGAUACCUUGACCAUCAGCAGUACACGGGCGAUAUUGCGUGGAUGCACAUUGCGCCCAAGUACGGCUCUAAGGGCUAUGGAUGGUGGGCGGUCGAGAUGGACUCGUUGUCGGUGAAUGGCAACAAUAUCGACCUGGGCGGCGAAACCGUCGUUGCUGUGGACACGGGUACGACGCACAUUGGUGGUCCGGCUAACGUUGUCGAGGCUGUGUACGACCAGAUUCCGGGCUCAACUCCUGCGUCGAAGCAGUACUACAACUUUGAGUACUCCUACCUCAUCCCUUGCGAGCAACAGUUUCAGGUGGACUUUGCGUUCGGUGGAAGGAACUUUACGUUGACCAACGAGCAACUGAACUUGGGCCCCGCCGACGACGACGACAAGAUGUGCGUCAGCGCGCUGUACGUCUUCCUCGGCGAUGGCUAUACGCCGCGCUGGCUGCUCGGUGAUACCUUCCUCAAGACGGUAUUUUCCGUAUUCAGCUGGAAGCCCGAACGUGUCGGCUUCGCGAGUCUAUCGAGCAAGGAUGGCCAGGUGCUCCCGACUACGUCGGUCCCUCUGGCGCCCUCCUUCUCGGGCAAUGCGGCGCAGGUGCACCUGACUGACCUCCCAUCUAUCACUUCGGAUUCCGCCAACACAAAGCAGACUGGAGUUACUGCUGCCAGUGUACUUUCUAUGGCCUCAGUUGAGGUGCACAGCCCCUCGAUCCAGCCCCUCAGCGUGUACAGACCACCGACGGCCACCUCGGGAGCGCACCGUGCCUAUUCGAUCCAGUUUGCACUCUAUAUUGUCCUCCUUUCCGUGACACUGGCAUGCGUCCUGUGCUAA